GUUCAAUCGGAUCCCAGCGCUGCCCGGUCCACUACACUACACUGAUUUUAAUUGCGAACGAACGCUUUUCCAUGUGUUUAAACUUGCCGUUUUAGCUUCGACAUUGUAUCAUCGUGUCAUAAGUUUAAUUAAAAAAGCAAAAAGUCUCGAGUACUGAAAUGUGAAAACAUUAACUGGGAUGUUCUAGUUAGCGAUCCGGGACCGCGAGUCGCUGAUUCAUUUGUUAGAACGGGUAAUGAGUGGAGACGUAGAUGCGCAUCGUCCUCGUCCCUUGUCCGGGGGAUUGUGGUCACUGCUUUCCUGGCUCCGACGUGACGAUCCUUCUUUGUCAAUUGAAAGUUUGUCAAGUAUAGGAUCUGAUAGAACCACCGCUAGUUUUGCUUUUUUAACUCCCGAGCACUAUCGUAUAGGAAAGAAGCCAACAGUCCUACCACCACCUGGACCUCCCACCGAUUCGUAUAAAAGGAGAGUUCAUGAUCGCAAUUUGAGAUUCAAACAUGAUUACAAUCUAACGCUACAUCGUAAAUACGGACUUCACAAGAGUCAAGAGAGUUUAGGAUACGACACGUUUAGCCUUCCACCUUAUAAGAAAUCAGACAAUCUAAGCAACGCCGGAAGAGACCGCAGGGCUGCUAGCGAGGGCUUUCAUCGCCGUGCCGUGCACGUACCAGGGAAGAGACGCGCGCCUCCACCUCCAAUACGAGCUUCAUCCCUGGGUCCUUCAACAUCACUCACUAGAAAGUCCAGAAAACGACCAGCACCUUUACCACCGCCUAUCGCAUUUACAACGAUAGACAAAAUAAAGACUGAUAAAAAAGUCAACUCUGAACUAUCGAUGAAUACUAAUUCAGAAAAUGAUGUGAAAUUAUUGAAAGCGAAUAUCAAUUUAAUGGAAUUGAAAUCUCAAAAACAUAGCAAAACAGAAAGCAAUGUAAAAGAAACUCGCCCACGGUCGGAGAAGAAUUUUUUAAAACACAUAUUCGAAAGCAAAAAGAGGCAUUCCGUUGAAACAGCUUCCAUUAGACUAUUACCUAGUAUCAGCGAGUUGGACAAGCAAGCCGCUGAAAUAAUUAAGAAUGACAAACUAAAAGGGUCUCAAAACUGUUCAGAUGAAACAUCGUUACAAACUUCCGGCGAUGACAUGUGGAUGUGUACCAUUUGUUUUAGAAAAUACAAGGCGUCAACUCCCAUAUGUAUUAAUUGCCCAGUUCCAAAAAAUACCAUUAAUACACAUUCUACUGCACUAGAAGGAUCCAAAAAGGUUAUUCCUAAUGCUUCCAAUAUAUACACACAAACAGAUUAUGAUAUUAAACCAUCAUGUAGUAAAAAUAAUAAAAGCGAUGAAAGGCAAAAGCUAAAAGAAAUGUUGAAAGAAAUGAAAGAUUCUCUUCCAAAGAAAAUGAAAUAUAACCAUGAUAAUCAAUUGCCAAACAACGUUUCUGUAGAAAAAUUAAAUGGAACAGACUUAAGUACCACCACUCCAACUUUGCGCAUAGGUACUUCAAACGAAAAACUUGCAACUUCAACUAAACCUGAAACAAUACAAGAAACAAAAAAAGAAAUACAAUCGCUAGUAAUACCCACAAUUCGAACAAUACAUCAGUCAGAGUUACCUUGUACAAGUCAGAAACUGUUGGGUGAUGAUCUGAAACAAACAAACUAUGUUAAAAACACAGAAAAUCUUGCGACACCAAUAUUUAAAGAAAUAAUACCAAAAAAUGUUGUCACUCACCAAUUUGAUUUGAACACUCCGCUAAAAAUUUCUUCGCUGUUAAAUCCUGUAAAUCCUGUAAAUGUAACAAAAUCCGAGAAUAUUGCGGUAACAUCAAAAGAGUUACAAAAUGAUAAAGUUACAAAAAGUACACAGAGCGAAAGACUCCUGAAAACACCAAAUAAUGCAGCUAAAGAGGACGUAAAAUCAGCUUUGGAACAACGCUCUGAAUCUGUAAAAGUAGAGGGCACUCGAAAUCAUUUAAAAAUUUCAAAAGAAACGUUGAUAGAGCCCAAAAUUUUUCGUAAUGAUAUGAAAAAUAUUGAAAAAGGAUUGCACGAUUCAAAUAAAAAAAAUAUUCAGAAAACUAUCAAUGAAAAUGAUAAAGAAACUCCAGUUCCUUCAACCAGUGCGGUCGCUUCAACAUCCAGUAACUUUAGUAAUAAUAUUAAACACGUUGAAAAUAUAAAUCACCAUUUGAAGCGGCGUGAACUUAUUAAUCAACUCGAAAAAUCAAUAGCGAACGGAGACGAACAAGCAGCGGCGGAUGCUGCAGCCAAAUUAGCUCAGUUACGACUAUCGUGCUCUGUUUUAUCUUUUUCUUCUCAAAUAUUUAGUGAGUCCAGAAACUUAAAUCCAAACUGCACCGGAGUAGUAACAAUUCCUGUUGUUAAUGAUGCCAAUGGGCAAGAUAAAAAGGAUAAUCUGCCCUCUCCAUUCGAACUUAAAUCUACAGUCGCCAACAACAAACAAUUAAUUAAAGAAAAACAAUCCGAACCCGUUGUUGAGACAACUGCACAAAACACGCAAAAUGUUGGAAAAGGAAUUGAAAAGCCAUUAUGUACAGCAGCAAAUCCCAACGAAAGCAAAGUUAUAAUAAAGGUGUGGGUUGAAGACCGAGAAGCAACCCGUGGACCAAUUAACUUAAACAUCGGAAAGAGAAAUGUUUUGGCUGAUUUGCGUCGAGAAGCUGAGAGGUCCCUCGGUAUCCCUACUAAUUUGCAACGUUGGAUCAUUGGACGGACCCUAUGCAGCGAUAAUAAUACUCCUCUUUACACUUUAGCUGGCCCAGAGCUUAAGGCUCCUUUUUAUUUAUGUUUAGUAAAGUCAGAAACGAAAACAUCUACAGAAUUAAAAAACGAUAAGACUGAAACUUCCACAACCAAGAAAGAAGUUCACGAAUCAGUCAAUGUAUACAAUGAGUUAGUGCAACUCGAACAACAGGCGUUGAUAGCGAACACAGAAACAUUCGAAUGUGGUGUUUGUUUGGAAGAAUGUGCUCCAGGGAAUGGUGUAAUAUUGCGAGAGUGUGUACACUCGUUUUGUCGAGAAUGCUUAACAGACAUCGUACGCCAUAGUGAAGAACCGGACGUUUCAUGUCCGGCGGUGGCUUGUCGCAGUUUACUACAAGAGCGUGAAAUCCGCACGUUAGUAUCCUCGGAAGAUUAUGAAAAGUGGUUGGCUCGCGGUUUAGCCGCGGCAGAGAAUGGCACGCGGAACUCAUUCCACUGUCGUACAAGAGACUGCACGGGAUGGGCUCUCUGCGAGCCGGGCGUGCGGCAUUUUCCGUGUCCUGUCUGCAAAAAAAUCAACUGCGUACCCUGUCAGAGUAUUCAUGAAGGCGAGACAUGCGAACAACAUCGAGUCAAGCUGGAGUCUAUAUCGAAUGCCAAUCCUGACCACACAGACGACAGUACAAGAGCUUUACUUUUAAAUUUAAUAAAGAAAGGCGAAGCUUUGGAAUGUCCGGAAUGCAAGGCUAUUAUUACGAAGAAAUGGGGAUGCGAUUGGGUCAAGUGUUCAGCAUGCAAAACAGAAAUAUGUUGGGUAACUCGCGGCCGACGGUGGGGCCAGGCGGGGCGUGGCGACACAAGCGGCGGCUGCCGUUGUGGCGUUGAUGGGAAAAGAUGCCAUCCAUCAUGUGGAUAUUGUCAUUAAAUGUUGAUCAUAACAGUCUGUCCGAUUAUUAAUUUUAUUAGGAUGUAUGGUAUGCUGCCUCGGCUCGCUCUACUGGUGCUAAUUAGGAUAUCUGUGGCUCGUAUUAAAGCCGCUAUUGUUGUGUAGCUCUAUUUGCCUGCCUUCGUGUCUAUGUUUCCGCUGAAGUACACGCGGCCGGGUUGAUGUUAAUACCCCAGUUCUUGACUUCAACUAAGCUCAUGCAUCGCGGCUCGCUUAUAAAAAAAUGUACAUUGAUGAUUAUGUACAAAAUAAUGUAUACAUUAUAGAUAAACAUUCAAAUCCCAGAACAUAUUUCCAUCAAUCAAAAUAUUAUUUACUUCAGCUUUUAAAAAUUACAAGACUUCAUGAACAAUGGGCGAGUGACUUCGUCUGCCCACCUAAAGGCCUAGAGCACACGCUCAUGGUUUUUCAUCCCAGUUUAUUCGGUACAACAUUAAUAUAGGUACAUAAAUUACACAAUAACACAAUAAUCUUCUUCUUUGUCUCCACCUUAUCCUACUAGGUACAGCGAAUUUUUUUAUUCAAUUCUCUUUCUUUCUCUAUCAGCAGUCAUCUCAACACUCACUCCUCUCUCUUAUCGUCAUUCACACACUCCAUCCACGUCUUCUUCGGUCGACCUCUUUCUUCUCUCAAUAACACAAUAAUAAGGUUUACUAAAAUUAACUCAAAAUUUAAUCUACUUGGUUGUUAGCGAAUACUAUAUAUUACGAUACCUACUUGUCUUUUGAAGUCGUCGUGGCCUAAGGGAUAAGAUAUUCGGUGAAUUCGUGUUGAGCGAUGCAACGGUGUUCGAAUCCCAGCCGGGUACCAAUUUCUCUAUUGAAUUACGUAUUCAGCAAAUGUUCACGAUUGACUUCCACGGUGAAGGAAUAACAUCGUGUAAUAAAAAUGAAACCCGCAAAAUUAUAACUUGCGUAAUUACUGGUGGCAGGACCUCUUGUGAAUCCACCACCGCCCUGGGUACCACCGCCCUGCCUGUUUCUGCCGUGAAGCAGUAAUGCGUUUCGGUUUGAAGGGUGGGGCAGCCGUUGUAACUAUACUGAGAUCUUAGAACUUAUAUCUCAAGGUGGAUGGCGCAUUUACAUUGUAGAUGUCUAUGGGCUUCAGUAACCACUUAGCACCAAGUGGGCUGUGAGCUCGCCCACCCAUCUAAGCAAUAAAAAAACCAAUUUUAGUUACUAAUUAGUAAAAAAAAAGUUAAAUUAUACUUAUUAGAUAUAUACUAUUAAAGUAUACUGUUCUAUAGAUAUAGGGAUAUAUGUAUCUAUCUCAUAUAGGUACGAUAACAUUGAACAUUGAUCAACUAUGAAAUGGCUAAAUUUAUAUAUUUUUUACGUUUUUUAUUAAUUUGUGUAAUUGCAAAAACUUUUAUUCACCGGUUUCAAUAAACUGUUAUAUGGAGCUUGUGCUCAUAUAUCAGUUGGAGCAAUACUGCUCACCGCUCACUGCGAGCCAAGCGUGUUGGGCACUGUUGGGUAACGUCUUUUAUGGUAUAAAUAGUUCAUCUAGCAAAUUAUCACAAUCAAAUCUGUUAUGAUAUGAAUCAAUUGCAUUUCGUCUUUAAGCUAUCUUCUGAAAUCAUAUUUUUAUCAACGAUUUCAUUUACGAUCUAUUGCUACACGAACUUAGUAUUGUCAACGAAAUAAAAUUUAAAGAAAAUCAUUUUUUUUUAGUCUUUAAACUACAGAGAGGACAUUGCAAUACCUAAAAUGAGUUAAAUAAUUGGGGAUGUAGAAGUGAUAAAUGAUAAUGCGGAUGUUGAUCGAUGGACGAACAGUAGUAAAUAAAAAUAAACAAUAUACAUAAUGAUAAUGAACGUUAUUAUUUGAAAAUGAAAUUGUAAGUGUUAAAGCUAUAAUUGAAAUAAAAUAGAUAAUUUUUAGAAUGUAACAACUUGCGUUCGAUGGACUUCAUUUGUUCAAUUUAAUAGAACGGGGGCCAAAUGGAAGCAGUGUGAGAUAAAGUAACUGUGAUUUUACUAACGGAUUAUAUAGAAGCAAGUAGUAAAAAUAAUUUGUGCAUCAAAACCCAUAGAAGAAUCAUGAUUAUCGGACUCUCUAAGAUGAAAAAAUUUUAGAUUAGGAAGUAACUUUAAGCUACUUAUUUUGUAACUGCGGCACACAUAAAACAGGAAAAAUAUUGUUACCAUUUGCCUAUUGUUAGUUUUUGUAACUAGGCUAGCUAGGUAGCUGCCUUACAUAUAUACAUCAAAUAUUUUCUACCAUCAUAAUGUAAUUUAUGACUAUUUAAUAAAUAAUUAAAAUGAAA
This is a messenger RNA of Bombyx mori (domestic silkworm), 5938 nucleotides long. RefSeq lists its product as uncharacterized. Gene Ontology annotation, biological process: protein linear polyubiquitination; proteasome-mediated ubiquitin-dependent protein catabolic process. Bases 236 to 3649 code for a protein of 1137 amino acids. The transcript has 5 exons. Gene Ontology annotation, molecular function: ubiquitin binding; ubiquitin-protein transferase activity. Gene Ontology annotation, cellular component: ubiquitin ligase complex. NCBI's taxonomy places the organism in Eukaryota, Metazoa, Arthropoda, Insecta, Lepidoptera, Bombycidae. The record is from RefSeq and is a predicted model, not a curated record.